This is a messenger RNA of Dovyalis caffra, 234 nucleotides long. Lineage: Eukaryota; Viridiplantae; Streptophyta; Magnoliopsida; Malpighiales; Salicaceae. The record is from the annotation of a GenBank genome assembly.
AUGGAGAGGUUUUUAAAGAGAGCUGCAGUCUGUGCUUUACUUGUGGCCUGCAUCAUGUUAUCGACGAACUCAAGCUGUCUCUUGGCAGAAGCAAGAACUUCCGAUUUCUUAGUUGCUCAAGGAAGUCCAGUUCAUCAACGUCGGAGUUUGCGGCUCGGUCCGGUUCGGCCAGGAUCUCCAAUGCCAAAUGGGCAGCAAUCACAUGUCGCACCAGCUCCACCAGCUAUUCACUGA